This is a messenger RNA of Priceomyces carsonii, 2490 nucleotides long. RefSeq names its product protein kinase (gene PTK2). Gene Ontology annotation, cellular component: cytoplasm; nucleus. The transcript has a single exon. The record is from RefSeq and is a predicted model, not a curated record. The coding region runs from base 1 to 2490 and encodes 829 amino acids. Gene Ontology annotation, biological process: meiotic recombination checkpoint signaling; protein phosphorylation. Gene Ontology annotation, molecular function: protein serine/threonine kinase activity; ATP binding. Lineage: Eukaryota; Fungi; Ascomycota; Pichiomycetes; Serinales; Debaryomycetaceae.
AUGUCUGAACUUGAAGAGAAGGAAAAGCAUCGUGGUCAUCAAAAACCUGUUCCCCAUGACAGUUCACAUCAUCCGUUACACCAUCAUGGCUUAAAAGGGUUGUUUAAAAGAGAUUCAAAUCAAGUUGACAAUAAAAGGGACAUAUCACCAACUUUAUCUCAUAACGGAUUAUCAAAAAUCUUUCAUCAUCAUGAAAAUAAAGCAGAUUCAAACGCCUCUCCAGGGAAGUUAUCAAAGACACCAAGUAUGGCAUCGUUGAAACGGAACAAUUCAAGCUCAUCAGGAACAAAGAGUGAGAAGGCUGUUUUGAAUAAGGCACAAACAUUUGCACACAUUCAAUCUUUGAAUAAUAAGAAUGCCGCAAGGAAUCACAAUGCAGCUUUCCGUAAUGAUAAUCCGACACACCAAGAGAAGAUCAAAUAUAACCCGUUUGGCUUAAAUAAGUCACCAUCGCAGGAGAUGCCCAAAAAUAGUAGUUUCUACUUGUCUGGCAGCAUUGAUGGCCAAAGAAUCUUGGGCAAUCCUGUGGCUGACCCGAAUGACUAUCUUCCUGAUGAUUUAAAGCAAGAGGAUGUUAACUUAAACCAGUGCUUCGAGAUUGAAUCUACUUCGAAAAAGAUUGGAUUUGGUGGUUCGUCUGAUGUCAGAAUAGUUAAUGACAUACAUAAUAAAAAAAGAAUUUUUGCUAUCAAAAGAUUUACCUUACUAACUAAGGAAACUGACGAGGACUUGUACCAGAGAGCUAGCAAAGAGUUCAUUAUUGCUCGUAGAAUGUCUGAAAGCAGGCAUGUUGUCGAGACUAUUGCACUUCUAAGAAUACAAUCUCAAGGUGAUAUAACGAGAGGAUGGGGUAUUAUAUUAGAGUAUUGUACUGGAGGAGAUUUAUUCAAUAUGAUUGUAAAACCUGGAUGGAAAAAAACUGGCUUAAAUGAAAGAUAUUGCUUAUUUAAACAAGUUGCUUAUGGACUCAAGUUUUUGCACGAUGCUGGAAUAGUUCAUAGAGACAUGAAACCUGAAAACGUGUUGAUCGAUCAAAAUGGAAUUGCAAAGUUGUGUGAUUUUGGUGUUAGUGAUUAUGGAAAUGAAGUCCCUGGGGAUUUAACAUCACCAGUGAGGCUGUCCACUGCAUAUGUUGGCUCACCUCCUUAUUCGCCUCCCGAAGUUAUGAAAUUAAAGGAAUUGAGUGGUUCAGAAGCUAAAAAUUUUGCUUAUGACCCAUAUGUAAUGGAUCACUGGGGACUUGGUAUGUUGCUAUUUUGUAUUGUCUAUGCUAACGUUCCUUUUCAAUCUGCAUCAGCAAACGACCAUGGUUUCAGGGAGUUCAGAUUCAACCACAAUAGAUAUGCUGGAGAUCAUCCAUCUUUUAAAAAUAACAACGAUUAUACGAAGGGUCCAGGCACUGAAUUCAAAUGGGCUUCGCAAUUCAACAGUACAGGCGGCAGUAGGGUAGCAUGGAAACUAUGCGAUCCUUCUCCCUCUAAAAGAUAUACCUUAAAAAAUUUGUUCAAUGAUCCGUGGUUUCUAGGCUUAGAAAUGUGCAUAUAUGAGCAUCCUGAUCAAGACGUUAAUCCAUUUGUGUUACCGGGAACGGGAUCCAAUUCAGCAACAUCAUCAGCUGUAAGCUCGAGGGCUCCAACAAGAAAAAACACUUUGACCCAUAAUCAUGACGAAACUGAUUUUGGUUCAAGAACUCCUCCAAGAAGCAUGCUAGAUUUGACUGAUAUAAAGAAGGUUAAUGAAGUUGGUCAUGUAAGAAAAAAUGUGAGCAGUAAGGCUAAGGAUGAAAAAGAAAAAGAAAUUGAACAUGCAGUUGAAACAAAAAAGACCGAUGAAAUACGUGAAAGGCACAACAACAUCCCUCACGAUUCUUCCAAUCAUUCCCAGAAAUCAGCCUCAUCGUUGACACACGGAUCCUUCCCUUGGGAAAAUGUGGACUCCUCUCUGUCUGUCUGUCACUGUUCGCACAAGACUAAGGAUAUAAAUAAUUCGCUGGUAUCGAAUAAGGGCAGUCAAGGUGAAUUUUCGGAUAUCAUUCCGAAGAUAAAAUCGAUGUUAAAUUUUUCUGGUGAAAGUGAGAUUGAAUCUUCCCAGAAUGAUGCAAUGCUGUCAAAAGAAGAUCAAGGUCGUAUGAAAAACGGGAUGUCUGAUUCGUCUUCUAAUUGCUCAUCUUCAUGUUCAUCUAACUCACUGAUUCAGGUAAAUAAGUCUAACGAUCAAUCCGAUGAGAAGCUGGAGAAUAAGGUAGAUCACGAAGGGAAGCAAGAGAGCUCUAAUGAAGAUCAGGAUGCCUCAAGGUGUAACUGUCCCUGCCACAAGAAUGAGUCGAAAAUACGUCUGAAUUCUCUGGGAUUUCAACCGAGAGUAUUGAAGCCAUGUCCCGACAUACGAUUAGAAGAUGAUGGAACUUGCGAUUUGGGCUACAAGAUCAAGAAGCAUCAUCACUUAGAUGUAAGCUCGGUUGCGAUUUCAGGUUCUUUGACGAAACGUUAG